This is a messenger RNA of Dama dama (fallow deer), 1227 nucleotides long. It is a transcript of the gene NMUR2, whose product is annotated as neuromedin U receptor 2. Gene Ontology annotation, biological process: G protein-coupled receptor signaling pathway. The transcript is spliced from 4 exons. Gene Ontology annotation, molecular function: neuromedin U receptor activity. Gene Ontology annotation, cellular component: plasma membrane. The record is from RefSeq and is a predicted model, not a curated record. The coding region runs from base 4 to 1227 and encodes 407 amino acids. NCBI's taxonomy places the organism in Eukaryota, Metazoa, Chordata, Mammalia, Artiodactyla, Cervidae.
GUGAUGGAAAAACAUGAGAAUGUUUCCUGGAUCUACCAACAGGAGCUGGAAGAUCCCUUCAAGAAAUACCUGAACAAUACGGAUGACUACCUCGCUUUGCUCUGCGGGCCUCGUCGCAGCCACCUCUUCCUCCCGGUGACUGCGGUGUAUGCUCUGAUUUUUGUGGUGGGGGUCGUUGGCAAUCUCCUGGUAUGCCUGGUGAUUCUUCGGCACCAGACGAUGAAGACCCCCACCAAUUAUUACCUCUUCAGCUUGGCUGUCUCCGACCUCCUAGUCCUGCUUCUCGGGAUGCCCCUGGAAGUCUAUGAGAUGUGGCACAACUACCCCUUCCUGUUUGGGCCGGUGGGCUGCUACUUCAAGACGGCCCUCUUCGAGACCGUGUGCUUCGCCUCCAUCCUCAGCGUCACCACCGUCAGCGUGGAGCGCUACGUGGCUGUCCUCCACCCGUUCCGCGCCAAACUCAAGAGCACCCGGCGCCGGGCCCUCCGCAUCCUUGGCAUCGUCUGGGGCCUCUCUGUUCUCUUUUCUCUGCCCAACACCAGCAUCCAUGGCAUCAAGCUCCACUACUUCCCCAACGGGUCCUUCGUCCCGGGCUCUGCCACCUGUACGGUCAUAAAGCCCAUGUGGAUCUAUAAUUUCAUUAUCCAGGUCACCUCCUUCCUCUUCUACAUCCUCCCCAUGACAGUCAUCAGUGUCCUCUACUACCUCAUGGGGCUCAAGCUGAAGAAAGACCAACACCUUGAGGCAGAUAAAGCGACUGCAAAUAUUCAAAGACCAUCCAGAAAAUCAGUCACUAAAAUGCUGUUUGUCUUGGUGUUAGUGUUUGCUAUCUGCUGGGCCCCAUUCCACAUCGAUCGGCUCUUCUUCAGCUUUGUGGAGGAGUGGACUGAACCUCUGGCUGCUGUGUUCAAUCUCAUCCAUGUGGUGUCAGGUGUCUUCUUCUACCUGAGCUCAGCGGUCAACCCCAUUAUCUACAACCUGCUCUCUCUCCGCUUCCAAGCAGCAUUCCGGACCGUGAUCCCUCCUUCCUGCCAACAGCAGCACUCCCAUAACCACUCACCAGGGCCAUCUGUGCAGCGGAACAUCUUCCUGACAGAAUGUCACCUUGUGGAGCUGACUGAGGAUGCAGGACCCCAGUUCCCUUGUCAGCUGUCCGUCUUCAGCUCUCACCUUCCCACAGCCCUCUGUACUGGACAGGCACUGAGAAAGGAACUCUCAAAGAGUUGA